AUGGUAAUCGCCUUGAUGCUGCCGAGGGCGCGGCACAGCACAUGCGCUCGGCAGAUGCCGUCGGUCGGCCUCCUCGACCCUUCCCCCAUGAUGUCCCAGCUCCCUGGCUCAGAGCACAGCGCAUGCAGCGCUGCUCGCAUCUCCGGCGUCUGGGGCUUUCGUGGGGCGUGGACGAUCGACGGCAGUGAGAUUAGGAGAGCUCCUCGUCGUACGGUGCUGUCGGUGGUCAUGAAGUUGGCGGACGACCGCGGCUGGGGCUGCUCGUCGAUCCAGAAGACCAUCACGCAGGCGCGUAACCUACGGUUACACGAGAUGGCGUUUGGCGGGUAUGGGCAAAGAGGCGUACGAUCCGACGCUUGCUGCGAUGCAUCUGCCGGAGGGCCUCGCUACUACUACUACUACUACUACUACUACUACUUGCUGCUGCGGUCGACCUGUCGCGCGAUCGAGCCCGGGGCGCCUGUAUCGACGUCCAGGUUGGUGGAGACCAUGCACCCGCUCGCGACGGAGUGGCGGCGUCUCGAAGAGCUCUUCCGGCCGGACUCGAUAGUGUCGACCCUCAUUGUACUCAUGCAUCCCCGAACGCUCGAUGUCGUCGAGCGCGUGAUCAGCGAUGUCCUGCGCGAGCUCGUGAAAGCACUGCGCGACUAA
This is a messenger RNA of Schizophyllum commune H4-8, 651 nucleotides long. RefSeq lists its product as uncharacterized. Lineage: Eukaryota; Fungi; Basidiomycota; Agaricomycetes; Agaricales; Schizophyllaceae. The transcript has 5 exons. The record is from RefSeq and is a predicted model, not a curated record. The coding region runs from base 1 to 651 and encodes 216 amino acids.